AUGUCGAGCGCGGCGGAUAUGGCCGAGCAGAACAUUGCCGUGUGGAAGGUCAAGAAGCUCGGUCAGUUGUACGCGGUUGUCGUAGUGCGAACGAGCUCGUGCGAGCGCUGUGGCCGCCAUAAAAACGGUCGUCGCUGCAUGUAUCGAGCUCGUCUCGGCCGACACACCCCACGAACGAUCAGGUGCUGACCUUUAUCUUUGAUCGAUGUCCAUUCGUACACAGUACAAAGUCUGCAGGCCGCCCGAGGAGCCGGCAAGUGAUGUCCAUCUGCUCCGUCGGUUCCGCGAUGAGGCCGUGCGCGGCAUUCGCUCACACGACACGACCCUUGACGCUGACACUCGACCCCUUGGAUCGUCACAGGAACGUCCAUGAUCUCGCUCAUCAUCCCACCAAAGUAAGUCGCGCCAGGGUUCGUCUAGGGUGGGGCGCAGCAGACGACUGAGACGGACCUCUUCGUGCGAAUGCGAACCAAACAGAGCUCAGAUCUCCCAGAUCUCGGGUAUGCUCACCCAGGAAUAUGGAACAGGUCAGUUUGCAACCGGCCGUAGGGGGGUGUAACGCAUUUGCCAAUCACACUCACCCCCCGUACUCCGUGCACAGCUUCCAACAUCAAGUCGCGUGUGAACCGACUGUCCGUGCUCGCGGCCAUCACCUCGACCCAGCAGCGACUCAAGCUCUACAACAAGGUGCCCCCGAACGGCCUCAUCGUCUACUGCGGCACGAUCCUCACCGACGAAGGCAAGGAGAAGAAGGUCAACUUUGACUUUGAGCGUGAGUCCGAUGGUCGGCUAGGGAAGGGGGAAAACCCAGCAUUGACCGACACCUGGCACAUGUCGCUCUCCUGUCCAUGGACCCAACCACCCACAGCGUUCAAACCGAUCAACACCUCCCUGUACCUGUGCGACAACAAGUUCCACACCGACGCCCUCGCCGAACUGCUCGAAUCCGACGCCAAGUUCGGCUUCAUCAUCAUGGACGGAAACGGCGCCCUCUUCGGCACCCUCGCCGGCAACACGCGCGAAGUCAUCCACAAAUUCUCCGUCGACCUCCCCAAGAAGCACGGACGUGGUGGACAGUCGGCGUUGCGUUUCGCGCGUCUGCGUAUGGAGAAGCGACACAAUUACGUGCGCAAGGUCGCCGAAUUGGCCGUGCAGCAUUUCAUCACCGACGACAAGGUCAACGUCCAGGGCCUCGUCCUUGCUGGUUCGGCAGAUUUCAAGACCGAGUUGAACCAGUCCGAUAUGUUUGAUCAACGUUUGGUCGCAAAGGUCAUCAAGGUCGUUGAUGUGUCGUACGGUGGGGAGAACGGUUUCAACCAGGCGAUCGAGCUCGCAGCAGAGUCGUUGAGCAAUGUCAAAUUCGUUCAGGAGAAGAAGUCAGUUCACCCCACCCCACCAACCUGAUCUGGCGGCCCAGUGCUUACCCGAACCCUCCGACUCUCACAGACUCAUCCAAAAAUACUUUGACGAGAUCUCACUCGACACGGGCAAAUACUGCUUCGGUGUCGAAGACACCUUGCGCGGUUUAGAAAUGGGUGCCGUCGAAACCCUGAUCGUAUGGGAGAACCUCGACGUCACACGCCACGUUCUCCGCGAAUCGACGGGGGCCAGCCUCGUCGUUCAUACCGCCGCUCCACCACCUACCGCAUCCAACGCCAAGAUCGACAAUCAAAUGUCUGCUACGGGGAUCAAUGCGCUUUCCGAGGUCGAUCGGGCCAAGUUUAUCGAUAAAGUUACGGGGUUGGAGAUGGAGCAGGCGCAGGAACCGAUGCCGCUGUUGGAAUGGUUGUCGGAUAACUACAAGACGUUUGGUUGCGAGUUGGAAUUCGUUACCAAGUCAGUCGGGAACGGUUAUGGGUCCACCGAGUGCAGGACUGUCUCGCUGAUGCUGCUGUUGUUUUCUCGUCUCACCCCACAGCCGUAGUCAGGAAGGAUCGCAGUUCGUCAAGGGUUUCGGUGGGAUCGGGUCAGCCACCAUGCUCCCUUUACGGUAAAUUUUCUUCACAUAAAAGCUCACUCCACACUCUCCUUUCUGUAGUGGUUUGCUCCGAUACAAGGUCGACUUUACAGUCAUCGCCGAGGCAUUGGACGUGAGUAGUCAAUCCAAUGCCUGAGACCCCAACCUGACGAGCCCAGCUUAACCCAUCUUCCUUGCUUCGACCUACUUACAGGACUUUGACGACGAGUUCAUGUCGGAUGACGACGACCCGUACUAG
Messenger RNA from Microbotryum saponariae, 2216 nucleotides. Lineage: Eukaryota; Fungi; Basidiomycota; Microbotryomycetes; Microbotryales; Microbotryaceae. The record is from the annotation of a GenBank genome assembly.